UCUGCAAGAGAGAUCAGACCUUUCUUUGGCUUCACAACUGUCGGUCGUUCUUAUCGGUUUCUCUACAAUCAGUUUCCCGUCCGUAUUUCGUGAUUCUACAAACAACCAACUCCGAAAUGAUGCUCAAGACAAUGUCGAUAUCUUUCUUUUUGGUGGCCCUUCUGGCUGCCCACGGAUUGGCCAGUCCAGCCAUCACCAAAGAGUCUCUGAGGAGUAAACUGACUCCGUCCAUGACCUUGGUGUUCCAGUCGCUCCAUAAAGCCGCCGCCGCUAUCAAGGAUUCUGAGAAGGAACGAGUGGAAUCGGACCCUACCAACAUUCAGGAAGGACGACAGGAGGAUAUCGUGACCGAUAUCACCAAGGACAAGAGUGUGAUGCCAUUCAUGGCCGUUCGAAAACAAACUUUAGACUGGUCAGUGGCCAAUCCGGUCGGAGUUUUCGGUGACAAUGAAUCUGGUCGAUUGCCGCACAUCGCCACGGUGCCCAUUGUUGCACUUUGAAAAUUUCCCAGUUCAAAUGAAAUUAUCCGCCCCCCUCUUUCAUAAUCACCUGUCGAUUCGUAACCUUAUAACAAACCGCAUAGUUAUUGUAAUAUCUAUUUUUAUGUAAUAAUAAAAAAUCUACGUACAA
Daphnia pulex (common water flea) is the source of this 630-nucleotide messenger RNA. RefSeq lists its product as uncharacterized. The transcript has 3 exons. Bases 117 to 500 code for a protein of 127 amino acids. NCBI's taxonomy places the organism in Eukaryota, Metazoa, Arthropoda, Branchiopoda, Diplostraca, Daphniidae. The record is from RefSeq and is a predicted model, not a curated record.